AUGAGUACAGGAGCUGUGUGGCUGCUGCUGCUGCUGGGGACCACAGGACGGCAUCUCACCGAGCAAGUGAGUCUGCAGCCUCCGGUCCAUGUGAGGUUCAGUUCUGUGGACUACAAAACCAGUGUGCUCUGGGCCGCGCCCUCCAACUCCUCCGCUCUCAAAUACCACGUCCAGUGGAAGAUCUAUGGCGAGCCCCGCUGGGUGGAUGUGGACCACUGCCAGGGCACGAAGAGCCCCCAGUGCAGCCUGAGCCACGAGACCUCUGUCCUCACCGAGUGGUACUACGCCCGAGUGCGAGCGACCUCAUCCACGUCGCAGUCUGACUGGGUGGUUUCUCCCAGAUUCAGCCCCCGCUGGGACUCCGUCAUCAGCGUUCCUGUACUCAGGGUAAACGCCACACGCAAAGGGAUAGUGGUCCGAGUGAAGCCUCCGCUCGCACAGGUGCGGAGGAAUCACAGGGAUUUGUACUACAAGAUCUACCUCCGGAGAGGAAGCAGAGACGAGGAGGAGCUGGAGAUGAAGUGCUGCUUUCACAAACUAAAUAUCCAGGAUGUGACACGCAGGAAGACCUACUGCUUUCAGGCGCAGACUAUACUCCCCCUGCAGGCCCGGAGGAGCAACCGCAGCCCAGCCAAAUGCAUCACCUUCAGGUACGGACAUGCGCUUUAG
Molecule: messenger RNA, 669 nt
Organism: Knipowitschia caucasica
Lineage: Eukaryota; Metazoa; Chordata; Actinopteri; Gobiiformes; Gobiidae
Source: the annotation of a GenBank genome assembly